UCUACCCUUACUGGGUAUACAACACGGCCGUGACGACGAAUUACUAACGAAGCAAAAAAAAUCUCUAACACAAAAAAUAGUAGUGAAUCAUAAAACACAAGUUUUUUUCCUCCUCAUACUGAUUUUUUUCCUCCAAUCGAUUGCAAAUUUUCGAGAAAAAGUUAUUUUUUUCAAAACGAAAAAGAAAAUUCCAUGAAAUUCAAGUGAAAUUCUGUGAAAAUCGCAUUUGGUCAAUAGUGAAAAUUUUGAGCUCACAUCAAGAAAAAUCCUAUUUUUUCUGUAUAAUACUUGGAAAGGAAAAGAAGAAAAUUGUGAGUGAGUGACUGUGUGAGAGUGUGCGUGUGUACGAGUGAAGGUGUCUUAACUUUUGGAAAAUUUUCUUUAAACCCAGUCGAAAAAGUAAUACGCAAAGCAAAGUUAAAUUUAUUUUUCCUCCAAUAAAAGUGAAAAAAAUUCCUAUUUAUUAUUAAAAAACAAGAAUACACAUAUACAAAUGUAUGUGUAUAUGAAAAUUUCAAACGAAUGUGCGCAUUUGGAUAUUUUUUAAUAUUUUCUUUGAUUUUGACGACAAUUUUGAUUUUGUUACUAAUUUGUGCCACAACACAACAAAAAUCGUUGCUGCAAUUGAUUGAUUUUCAAGUCCAAAAUUUUUUCAAUACAACAACUACAAAUUUAUCAACUAUUAUUACAACAACUACAACAACAAAAGCGACAUUUAUAAACGACAAACAGCCAAUAUUUUUACAAUCUCCUCCUUCUUCCCCAUGAAUUGAAAACUAAAAGUGAAAAAGAUCAAUAGAAAGUUGAACACAAAAGAUAAAAUACCAAAUUGAAAUAUUCAAAACGUGAAAAGUGAAAGAAAAUUAUUAAUAAAGAGAAAUAUGAUGCAAAUGUGAAUAAAUUUCAAUACACAACAAAUAAAUUUGAAACAUAAGAUUCUCUAGUCAACUUUUUUAUUUCACCGUUGUACUAGGCCGCCUUUGGGCCUCUCACCGCCAAGAUGUCGUCGGUUAAAGUGGCGGUUCGAGUGCGUCCCUUCAACUCGCGGGAGAUAAGUCGAGAGUCAAAAUGUAUCAUAGAAAUGUUCGAUAAUACAACCACAGCCAUUACAAAUCCCAAAGUUCCACCCAAUUCUGCUGAUUCGGUUAAACGUUUUAAUUUCGAUUAUUCCUAUUGGUCACAUAAUCCCAAAGAUCCAUGUUUCUCUACACAGGCCAUGGUCUACAAGGAUAUUGGCGAGGAGAUGUUGCAGCACUCAUUCGAUGGCUAUAACGUGUGUAUAUUUGCCUAUGGGCAAACUGGUGCUGGUAAAUCCUAUACCAUGAUGGGAAAACAGGAAGAACAUCAGGAGGGUAUAAUACCCAUGAUUUGUAAAGAUUUAUUCCGGCGCAUUGCUGCAACAGAAUCAGAUGAUUUGAAAUAUUCCGUUGAGGUCUCCUAUAUGGAAAUCUAUUGCGAACGUGUGCGAGAUUUACUCAACCCUAAGAACAAGGGAAAUUUACGUGUCCGUGAACAUCCACUGUUGGGUCCCUAUGUUGAGGAUCUAUCCAAAUUGGCUGUCACCAGCUACCAAGAUAUCCACGAUCUCAUUGAUGAGGGCAACAAAGCCCGUACUGUGGCAGCCACCAACAUGAACGAGACCAGUUCUCGUUCUCAUGCCGUCUUUACAAUUUUCUUUACCCAACAGCGGCAUGAUGCAAUGACCGAUUUGAACACAGAAAAAGUCUCCAAAAUAAGUUUGGUUGAUUUGGCCGGUUCGGAACGUGCCGAUUCCACGGGUGCCAAGGGUACACGUCUAAAAGAGGGCGCCAAUAUCAAUAAGUCCCUGACCACAUUGGGCAAAGUUAUUUCAGCUUUGGCAGAAAUUGCUUCCAAAAACAAAAAAUCUAAAAAAGCUGAUUUCAUACCAUAUCGUGACUCAGUUUUAACCUGGUUGUUGCGUGAGAAUUUGGGUGGAAACUCCAAAACUGCUAUGAUUGCAGCUAUAUCACCAGCCGAUAUCAAUUACGAUGAAACGUUGAGUACUUUGAGAUAUGCUGAUCGUGCAAAGGCAAUUGUCUGCAAAGCUGUUGUCAAUGAAGACGCCAAUGCCAAACUUAUUCGCGAACUCAAGGAAGAAAUUCAAAAACUGCGAGAUCUCUUGAAGGCCGAGGGUAUUGAAGUGCAAGAAGCUCUAAGCGGAACCGAUGAAAAUAGUAGGCCUGAUGGCAAAGUGGUUUGUGAAAAACGCGAUACAAAUAAAGAUGAAAUCAAGAAUGGUGGUGGUAAUAAUGGCGGUGGAACUAUUAAAUCGCCCAUUAAUCGUAAUCGCAAUGGUUCAACAGCCGAAAUGGCUGUGGAUCAAUUACAGGCCAGUGAAAAAUUGAUUGCCGAGCUUAAUGAAACCUGGGAGGAGAAACUUAAACGUACCGAAGAGAUUCGUCUACAGCGUGAAGCAGUAUUUGCCGAAAUGGGUGUAGCGGUCAAAGAGGAUGGCAUGACUGUUGGUGUUUUCUCGCCCAAGAAAACUCCCCAUUUGGUGAACUUGAAUGAGGAUCCCAAUUUGUCGGAAUGUCUGUUGUAUUACAUCAAAGAUGGUAUUACUCGUUUGGGUACCCAUGAGGCCAAUGUGCCACAGGAUAUUCAACUGUGCGGUUCACACAUCCUGAAAGAACACUGCACUUUUGAGAAUCGCAACAAUGUUGUCACCUUGAUACCCCACAAAGACGCUUUGGUCUAUUUGAACGGUCGCCAGAUGGUCGAGCCACAAGUGUUGAGAACUGGAUCGCGUGUUAUUUUGGGCAAAAAUCAUGUAUUCCGUUUUACAAAUCCCGAGCAGGCUCGUGAAAUACGUGAAAAAAUUGUCGAAAACGCCGAGAAUGAAAAUGAGAACGAGAAAUGUGAUACUCAAGAGGUCGAUUGGAAUUUCGCUCAAUGUGAAUUGCUGGAAAAACAGGGUAUUGAUUUGAAAGCUGAAAUGAAGAAGCGUUUAGAUGUCCUGGAAGAACAGUAUAAGCGUGAAAAACUACAGGCCGAUCAAGAGUUUGAGGAGCAACGUAAGUCAUAUGAGGCUCGUAUUGAUGCUUUGCAAAAACAAGUGGAAGAACAAUCGAUGACCAUGUCUAUGUACAGCAGCUACACCCCAGAAGAUUUGCAAGAUGAAGAGGUUUACUCUAAUCCAGCCUAUGAAUCAUGUUGGAACGCACGCGAGGCUGGCCUGGCUGCCUGGGCCUUCCGCAAAUGGCGUUAUCAUCAAUUUACCUCACUGCGUGAUGAUUUAUGGGGCAAUGCCAUAUUCCUCAAAGAGGCCAACGCUAUUUCCGUCGAAUUGAAAAAGAAGGUGCAAUUCCAAUUCACUCUUCUCACCGACACUCUGUAUUCACCUUUGCCACCGGAGUUGGCCUCGUCUGCAUCUCCUCUCCAGACUGAAGAUGAAUUCGGUACUCCACCAGUAUCGAAAACCUUGGUUGCCGUGGAAGUUACCGAUACAAAGAAUGGUGCCACACAUUACUGGUCCUUGGAGAAGUUACGUUAUCGCUUGGAGAUGAUGCGACAAAUUUACAAUGUGGAGUCACCACCAUCCUCAAUGCUCUAUGAUACCUCAGCCCUAACUGACGGUUCAUCCAUACAAAAUUCAGCUUGUACUCCCAACAACAAUACCGACAUUAAUGUCCCCCAUCCUUCGGAAUCAUUGUCGUCCAGUUCGUCAACGCCAUCGUCGUCGAUGUUGAGUGAGGCAACGACUGAGUGUUGUAAUCGAUUGCAAGAAUUUGCUCUGAACGGUUAUUUGGGAAAUGUUGUGAAACAACAUCAGCUACAGCGUCAACAACAGCAACAGCAACAACAAUCCAAUUUCCAUCUACAAAAACAUCAACAGCAACAACCAUCACCUUCAAAAUCGAAUCAAUUGAAAUCAAACAGCAAUUCACCAUCCCGUCUAUCAUUGGCUAAUCUUAUGCCCUCUAGACAACGAUUGGAGUUGAUGCGUGAAAUGUAUCACAAUGAAGCCGAACUCAGUCCAUCGUCGCCCGAUUACAAUGUUGAAUCUCUCACAGGCGGUGAUCCAUUCUACGAUCGUUUCCCAUGGUUCCGUAUGGUGGGUCGAUCAUUUGUCUACUUGAGCAAUCUCUUGUAUCCGGUUCCAUUGGUUCACAAGGUGGCCAUUGUCAAUGAACGUGGUGAUGUUCGUGGCUAUUUGCGUAUUGCCGUACAACCAGUUUUGGAUGAGGAAUCGUUGGAUUUCAAUAAUGGUGUGAAACAGUCGGCUCGCUUGAUAUUCAAUGAAGACGAUGCCAAGCCCCGCUAUAGAGCUUUGAAUGACAAGGAUGAUGUGCAGCGUUACAUUGAGAAUGGCAGUGCUUUGGAUAGCAAACUUGAAGAACUGGGAGAUGUCGACUCUGGCCGCGGCAUUGAUUCCAACUCGGCAUCGGAAUGUCAGGAGGCCCAGGAUGAACCUGGUGAACACUUACAAAUUGGCAAAGAAUUUACAUUCCGUGUUACAGUAUUGCAGGCUACUGGUAUUGGAGCUGAAUAUGCAGAUAUUUUCUGCCAAUUCAAUUUCUUACAUCGUCACGAAGAGGCAUUCUCCACUGAGCCUGUGAAGAACUCGGCCGGUGAUCGAUUGGGUUUCUAUCAUGUGCAGAAUAUUACUGUUCCCGUUACCAAAUCUUUCAUUGAAUAUUUGAAAACACAACCGAUUAUGUUUAAAGUUUUUGGCCACUAUCAGACACAUCCUUUGCACAAGGAUGCCAAACAGGAAUUCGUAUCACGACCACCACCAAGACGCAUGUUACCACCAAGCAUACCCAUUUCACAGCCAGUACGCAGUCCCAAAUUUGGACCGCUGCCAUGUCCUCCAUCGUCGACAGUCUUGGCAAAACAUGAUGUUUUGGUGUGGUUUGAAAUAUGCGAAUUGGCGCCCAAUGGCGAAUAUGUGCCGGCGGUUGUUGAACAUAGCGAUGAUCUUCCUUGCCGUGGCCUAUUCCUAUUGCAUCAAGGCAUUCAGCGACGUAUACGCAUUACCAUUGUCCACGAACCAACACCCGAAGUGAAAUGGAAGGAUAUUCGCGAAUUAGUUGUGGGACGCAUACGCAAUACCCCUGAAUCGUCCGAGGACGAUGAGGAUUCAUGUGUUUUGUCUUUGGGUCUGUUCCCUGGCGAAGCCAUCGAAGUGCCCGGUGAUGAUCGGUCAUUCUUUAGAUUUGAAGCAGCUUGGGAUUCGAGUCUCCAUAAUUCUGCAUUGUUGAAUCGGGUGUCACAGGGUGGUGAAACAGUUUACAUAACACUGAGUGCUUACUUGGAGUUGGAGAAUUGUGCUCGUCCAGCUAUUAUUACAAAAGAUUUGAGCAUGAUCAUUUAUGGUCGUGAUGCUCGUACCGGUCCACGUUCGUUGAAACAUCUAUUCUCUGGUCAAUAUCGUAAUCCAGAGGCAAAUCGUUUGUCGGGCGUUUAUGAAUUAUCAUUAAGAAGAGCAUCUGAUGCAGGUAGUCCAGGUGUUCAACGCCGACAACGUCGCGUCCUUGAUACUAGCUCAACCUAUGUCCGCGGUGAAGAAAACUUACAUGGCUGGCGUCCACGUGGUGAUUCGCUCAUCUUCGAUCAUCAAUGGGAACUUGAGAAAUUGACACGCCUCGAAGAGGUGGGACGAGUUCGUCAUUUGUUAUUGUUGCGUGAACGCUUGGGCAUGGACACAAAUCCAAAUCCAACAACAAAAACCGAAAAGGAUGUGUGCAAUUUGGCAGCUAAAGCGGCAACAUCGCCUGUACAUAUGGUCAUACCACCAUCACCACAGACCCCAGUAAAGGACUCACAACAAAUACUACCUGAGCGUGAGUACAAUGAACGUGAAAUCGAGCUGAUGAACAAAUGCUUAAAACUAAUACAAGGCCGCAGCAACAAAUCAGAUAAUAAUGAUAACCAAUCACAAUCGGAUGUGUCGCCCAGCGAUGAAGGAUGUGCUGAUAUGACUGUCAGCUGCAUAUCCAGCAGUUCCAUAGAAUUAUGCUCUCCCGAUCGAUCGGAUGCCCCCAAUGGCUGGGAAGCUCCAGCCCCGGCUACUCAACCAGCUCUCCCUCUACGCUUGUAUGUACCCGAAUUGGAGGAGAUUCGUGUCAGUCCUGUGGUGGCCCGCAAGGGUUUGUUGAAUGUGUUGGAACAUGGCGGUUCCGGUUGGAAGAAACGCUGGGUGAUUGUUCGCCGUCCUUAUGUUUUUAUUUACAAAUCUGAAAAAGAUCCGGUUGAACGUGCAAUCUUGAAUUUGGGUACAGCUCAAGUUGAGUGCAGCGAAGAUCAAGCAGCCAUGGUUAAGAUUCCAAAUACAUUCAGCGUUGUAACCAAACACCGUGGUUAUCUCUUGCAAACCCUUGGCGACAAAGAAGUCCAUGAUUGGCUGUAUGCCAUUAAUCCAUUGUUGGCUGGGCAAAUCAGAUCUCGUUUAGCGCGACGCACACAAGAGACCGCCUCACAAACAGCUUCACAGAUCCAGGCUACAAUUGCCACAAACACCGGAAGUAAUAAUAAAUGAGAUACGAUUACGAUGGAAUCCGUUUUAGUAUAUUGAACAAAUUCUAUCCUCACAAAACUCCAUAACAACAUUUAACACAUAAGGAUAGCAGUCAUGGACUUUGGAUCUUGUCAAGGAGUGCCAGUAUGGAAAUGGGCAAGGACUUUGUUAAAAGACCAAAAAAAUAACAAAAGGAAAAAAUAUCUUCUACAACUAUCUAAAAUGCAAAAAAUAAACGGAUUCCAUCGAUGAUGAUAAUAAGAUUUGAAACAAAUAACAACAACAAAAUUGAAAUGCAGGCAUUGAUUGUUUACAUUUAUAUUUAACAAAAAAAGGGAAAGAAUAAGAACACCCAAAGAUUAAUUAUAAUUAAAAUAUAUAAAGUCUAAAGAAACAAAACUUAUUCGAAUUAUAUUUAAACAAACCCCUCCCAGAAAAGAAGAAACAAAACAAAAAUUAAAUUUAAGAACAAACAAAAGAAAUGUAUUUUACAAAGCAUCAAAGUCGGCAGCAAAGGUUCGAAUUUUUGGAAAAGUAUAUUAAAACAAAAUAAUUAUUUAUAAAGAAUCUCUAUAAAUGUUUCCAAGAAAAACAGAAAGUAAGGAAAUUCACCAUAACCACAAAAGAACGCUAACAAAGUUUAUUAUAAAACCGAAGCCUCAUGAUCAAUAACAAUUAUUUCAACUAAUAAGAACUACCAGAACAACCCAAAAGCAUACAGCAAAGAUAUGCAAAUCCCAAUCAAAUGCUAAACUACAAAUUAAUUGAUGUGUAAUAUGUUUCUUCCCCUUCGCCGUUCCCGCCCCUUAGAACAUUCUAUGUUUAAAUUAAUGUUAAUGUAUUUAUUAAUUCAUUUAUCUUUUCUCGGCAUCUACAAGAAAACAAAGAAAAACACAAAUAAUGCAAAGUUAAACGCAAAGAAAGUAAAUAAUAUUAUUAUUUCUAAAUGUAAGCAAAUUUUUGUCAAAAUUUAUUAUUAUUACAACUACAAUUAUUAUUAUUAUUACUUAUACUAUACGAAACACAUAUUUAAAACCGAAAAAAUGCUUUAUUGUUGGUUAUAAUUAAAAGAAUGAAGAACUUAAAAGAAACCCCUAAAAAAACUAAAGAAAUUAAGAGGAAGCAGUAGAAGAAAAUGUGCAGCAGAUUUUUAUUAGUAAUUUAUUAUUGAUAUUAUUUAUGAAUUAAGAUCAGUUGUGUGUAAAUUAAAGGCAGUAUUGAGGAAGCACGUAAAGACAAUAUAUCAAACAAUAAAAUGAUGGCUAGUCAAAUUAGAGCGGAGAUAUUCUUCCACCCACCCAGAACGAGCAAGAAUUCACAUUAUACAUAGUUGUUGUAAUUUUUAAUUCUAUUUUCCAUGUUGCUGUAUAUAGACUACAUAUAGCUGUCAUCAAAAUAGUAAUGCCUUAUUGAGAAAAAAUGCUUCGGCUUUUAAAUGUGAUUAUUUAAAAUUCUAAGAAUAAUUCCACAGCUAUAAAUAGCUAUUCUAUUCACACGAUAUUUAUUCAACCCUGGGUUAUAACAUAUUUAUUCAUUUUUGUAUAAAUUAACGGAUGAAGGAACUUCUUUUUUGAUGAAUCACUGUUUUAAAUCCAGAAAUAGAAAUUUGUGUUCCAAAUGGCCAUAAAUUCAAUGUAACCAUGGCAUAUUCAUUCUAUUCACAAGGAACCAAAUGCUAGGAAAUAUUUUGUGUUUCAAAGGGAUUUUAUUCCUCUUAAUAAAAUUAUUUACUAUAACUGAAUUGAAUUCGAAAAUAACAUUUCUUUUAAAUCAUAGUGCUAUUUCAAAUUUCAAAUCCCCAUGGUCUAACAGGUGGUCUAAUGUAAGAAAAUAGUAAAAAGUAUUGGCACUUUGCUAUCAAUGUAUUUGAACAAUUCAAUUCAAUGCUUGAUAAUAAGCCAAGAAAAAUUGUGCUCACAUUAAAAGGAUUUCUUAGGAAAUCAUUGAUUCUGUAUAAUUUUCCUAUGAAAAUAGAUAUCUGAGUCAAAGGGGGAGUAUUAAAAUCAUAUAUAUAUGUCUUGUGGUCCAUCCUAUAGAGGCUAUGGGUAAUAUAGCUAUAUGUAUAUAAAUGUUUGUGCAAUAUUCAUUUAAAUAGGUUAAAAUUGAAUAAAUCAAAUUUGGAAUCUGUGUAGUUACAAACAUAUUUCUAAAAAGUGCAAGCUCUCAAGAAAAAAGUGCAACUUACUUAAGCUCACAUUUUCAACAAUAAAAUGUAGAAAAUAACAUAUAUUUUGUGUCUAUUACAAAUCGCCCCAAUUACUGCGCUACAAUUUACAUACAACUGUUUUUAUGAAAUUGUAUUUUUUUAAUUAAUUUUAUUUUUUUUUUAUGUAUAUUUAUUAUAUUAUCGAAAUUUGUUAUAUAAAUAUUACCCUAAACAUAUACAUGCAUAAGUAUUUGUAUCAUUUUUCUGUUUCAUUUUUUUAUUUUUAAAUUGUACAUAGUUAUUAUUUUUUCGUUAGUAAGCAAUUAAAUAAUUUAAUUACAUUUUCUCUCAGUGUAUUUACAUGUUUUGAUAUUAUUUAUUUAUAAAAAGUAAAACAAAUGUGAAAUUGAUUUGGAUUUUAAGCGUUUAUAUUUUCAUGUUUCGCUCUCUCAAGGAUUCUUUUCUAGAAGUCUUUUGUGUGUGUGUGUGCGUGUGUUUGCUUCUUAUGGCAUUCGUUUCUGUCAUUCAGUCAGUCGGUUAGUUUUUAAAAACUAUAGAUCUCUCUAUAUAUACAUACUAACUUAUACAUACAUAUAUAUAAAUGCAUAAAAACCAAUAUUUGUUUUGAUUUUCUUUCUUUUUUUUUGGCAAAUUGGCAACACAAUUCACACUAUUUAAAAGAGAAAAAUAAUAAAAAAACAAAACCUAUGAAAACCAUUCUUAAGAGAAGGAACAACAAGAAAAUAGUAUUAUUACCAAUAAAAAAAAAAAUAAAUCCUAAAGAAGAAGAAAAAAAAUUGAAAAUAAAAUAUAUUAUGAAACAACACUGGAAUACCAAUACUAUUUAUAUUUAUUAUAAAAAAAAAAAACAAACAAAACAAAACUAUAUACAAUAAUUUAUUCAAAGCAGUCGAAAGUCUCAGUCAGUCAGUAAAACAGAUUUGCAAGUCGAAAACAACCAUGGGAUGGUCAUUUGAAAUCCAAUUUUCCCCCAAAAAAACUGGAUAACAACAACACUAAUAACAACAUCAGCAACAAAAACAAAAUUGAGAACAACAACAAAACGAUGAACCAGAACAAGAAGAAAUCAUGUAGUAUUAGAAAAAAGCAAAUUAAGAAUUAAAAAAAAAACACAAAGUAUAUACAAAAAUAUAUAUAUGAAAAAUUCAGAUAUAGUCAGAGUCAGAAGACCAGUGGAGAUGGAGAAGUAAAGUAACAAAAAGUGUAUAAUCAUUUAAAUAAAUUAAAUAAAUAAAUUAAUUAAAUAAAUAUGAACUGUAGCAAAUCGAUCGAUCA
Messenger RNA from Musca domestica (house fly), 9923 nucleotides. RefSeq names its product kinesin-like protein unc-104 (gene unc-104). NCBI's taxonomy places the organism in Eukaryota, Metazoa, Arthropoda, Insecta, Diptera, Muscidae. Gene Ontology annotation, molecular function: microtubule binding; ATP binding; ATP hydrolysis activity. The transcript is spliced from 28 exons. Gene Ontology annotation, cellular component: kinesin complex; microtubule. Gene Ontology annotation, biological process: cytoskeleton-dependent intracellular transport; vesicle-mediated transport; microtubule-based movement. Bases 1001 to 6502 code for a protein of 1833 amino acids. The record is from RefSeq and is a predicted model, not a curated record.